Aureobasidium vineae is the source of this 942-nucleotide messenger RNA. Lineage: Eukaryota; Fungi; Ascomycota; Dothideomycetes; Dothideales; Saccotheciaceae. The record is from the annotation of a GenBank genome assembly.
AUGAUGGCUGCCCAAGUGGCGCGGGCCUGUGCCGUAUUCCAAGUCGACGAAAUUGUUGUCUUCAAUGACGGCCAAUCGCAAGCCGGAGCUCGGCCUCGGAGAGGAUUCGAAGGAGACGGCUACACGGGCUACUCGGACCCUGACGACUUCCUCUACCAUGUCCUGAGCUACCUGGAAACACCCCCACAUCUCAGGAAGACGCUGUUCCCUAUGCACCCCAACCUUAGAACCGCUGGGGCAAUGCCGAGCUUGGAUAUGCCGCAUCAUUUGCGCGCAAACGAAUGGUGUCAGUACCGCGAGGGAGUGACUAUGGGCGCGGAUGCAGCGUUCGCAGAGCCGCACGGCAAGCGCAGUAAAGGCCACGCCGUCUCAACUCUAGUUGAUUGCGGUCUGCCUGUGAAGACGCGCAUCCCAGUCGAAGUACCUCCCGGAUCUCGCGUCACAGUCAAGUUUGCGUCUGCCGAUGAGCCUCAGCUGGAUGGUUAUACNCCCUUGGAUGCCGAGGCCGUCUCNCCUGAUACACCGAGAGAGGAGACCGGCUACUAUUGGGGCUACUCGACAAGGAUGGCAUCCUCCCUGUCGGCAGUAUUUACGGAGUGUCCCUAUGAUGGUGGCUACGAUAUCAGCUUCGGUACAUCUGAGCGUGGUAUCACACUGGCGUCUCUUUUCAACGCUUCGGGCAACAGUUUCGAAGUGCCGCCAGUCCCAACCCAAUGGAGGCAUAUGGUUGUUGUUUUCGGCGGCGUGGCAGGUCUAGAAGUCGCGUUAAAAGCGGACAAGAAUCUAACGUCCAAGGGCGUGACGGAGGCCAAAGACGUGUUCGACUAUUGGGUCAAUCUCGUGCCUCAGCAAGGAAGCAGGACGAUCCGUACAGAAGAGGCGGUAUGGCUGGGAUUGAUGGGCCUGCGUACAGUUGUGCAGGACCGACAGGAAGCGGUGUGA